This is a messenger RNA of Paramecium pentaurelia, 1842 nucleotides long. The record is from the annotation of a GenBank genome assembly. Lineage: Eukaryota; Ciliophora; Oligohymenophorea; Peniculida; Parameciidae.
AUGAGUUUUUCUACAACAUGUGAAUUCGAUCACUCUAAAAAUAUUCAUCGUAAAUUUAAUACUUUACAUAUCUCAUCAAGAAAACAUAUAGAUCCAUUAGUAACUACAAAACCAUUCGAAACACGUAAUCAUGGAUAACAAUUUGAAUAACAUUUUGCUCAUUACUUAAAAGGUGACUUAAAUCUAUAAAGAUUAAUUCAAACACUCAAUUAUCCAAGAUUAAAUGCUGAACAAUAACUCUAACCUAAACAUAGAAUGACUCUUAAAAUACGUCAAUAAACUGAAUAAAGAAAAAAUUAUCUAAAAAGUAAAAUUGUCAAAGUUCGCAAUCUUAUCAAAGAGAAAGUAGCAAUCAAGAAACCUCAUAAUGAAGAAAUUAGACAAGGCAAUGCUUAAACUCUUACUAUAGUAUAAACUAUUUUAGACAUUGCUAAUCAUAAAGAGAAUUCUGGAGGUUAUUAAGAGAAAUUAAUACCAAAAACUAAAAACUUAAAAUAAUAUAGACUCAAUUAUGAUAAUGUUGAACCAGUUUGUAAAUUACAAUAAUAAGUUAUUUAAUCAAUCCCUACAAGAUCCUAUCUUAAAUCUGUACUUGAAAAUAAUGCUUAACUCUAUCUCUAAGAAUUACAAGAUCAAGCUGAAUAACAUGAUAAUAAUAUCAAUAAAAUUGUACGUCUGAGUAUCUAAACAAAAUAGAAUGACUUUACUUUAUUUCAUAAAGCAGCUAAAACUGAUCGUAGAAAUUAAGAUGGAAUCUUAACACAUGCUGAUGUUUAAUUGUAUGAUUAUUUAUACAACAAACCUAAAGGAGUAAUGAUUCAAAAACAUCCUAAAUAUAUUCAAAAUGUUAUUGAUUCAGAAAUUGAUUUUAGAAAGAACUUUGGUAGAAAAGUACUUACUCAUCGUCACAAAAGAACUCAUUAUAAUUAAGAUCCACCUGAUAAUCCUGAUGAUUCUUGUGCUUCUUCUUUAUAAUCUGCUUGUGAAAUUAAAUUAGAUAAUUAUUAUGCAGAAACCAGAGAAUGGAAACGUAAAUAAUAUUUACAAUUACCCAGACGUAUCAAAUAAUUGAUUGCCUUAGAAGAAUUGAAUUAGUAAUUCUCACCUAUUCAUCUAGGAAAGCCAUCUAUACGACAGUUAAUAAAUUAGAAACUUAAUGACAAUAAACAUGAUGACAAUUUAAUUUUUAACGUUUAAUAAAUUAUGUUCUUAAAACGAGAAGCUCCAUAAAGUGCUAACAAAUUCAACUCAAAUAGGUAACUAUUAUCAUCUAUCCAUUCAGAAAGGACACACGUGCAUAAGUACCUUCUUUUGAGAAUCUUUAAGCAAGAAUUAGAGACUUCUCUUACUCCCGUCUAUCCAAUGUUGUUGCCACUUAACCAUAAAGAAGUGAACCUACUUAUUCCCCUUAUAAAGCUUAAGGUCUUUAAUAAAAGUAUUUAAUACAUUAAUAAUAAGAAUUACUGAUACUUUAGGACCACGAACUAAAUCAUUCAAUAGUGGACAUAAGUGGAGAGAAUCAUUCCAAUCUCCUUCCAUAUCUUCCUAAUCCCCAUUUAAAUUUGUACAAUCUCCACCAUAAAUCAAAUACAGUAUAGAAACUGAAUCAUAUACUAAACCAUCUGAUUCUUUUAAAUAUGAUUCUUUUCGUACUUCAUCUGAACAAUUGAAAAAAAGACAAGGACGUAGUCUUGCAGAUGUUGUUUAAUUGAAUGAAAUUGUGGCACUCAGAAAUAAAAUUGAAUCAUCCUAUGUUAGCAGAAGUUCAUUGACUUCUACUUAUGUGAGUGAACUAGUUAAGUUAGCUUAAGCAAUAACUACUACUUUAAAAAAUGAAUGAUU